UCUGUGCCCGGCGAGCUGCGCUCAGCCGCCGGCUCCGGCAGGCGCCGUCCCGUCCCCGCUGGAGGCACAAGGAGCAGGUUUUGGGGGUGCCAAGGCAGGAAGGGGGGAUUUGGUCUCUGGAGCAGAUGAGGAGCCGAUCCCCGUGUGCCAGCCCCGGGCAGGACGUGGCAGCAUGUGGCAGCACCGCGGAGAAAGGAAGGAGGAAGAGCUGGAGGGAGCCGCCAAGAGCCCAGACACCAAAGCUGCUGGCGCAGGGUGGGCUUGGGGAGUGGUGUUUCACUUCUUCCUGGUCAAUGUGCUUGUGAUGGGGAUGCUCAAGACCUUUGGGAUCUUCUUCGUGGCUUUCCGGGAGGAGGUGGGCGGCUCCUCGGAGCAGGUCAGCUGGAUCGGCUCCACCAUGUCCUCCCUGCGCUUCCUGGGGGCCCCGCUGGUGUCUGUGCUGUGCAGGAGGUUGGGCGAGCGGCCGAUCUCCGUCCUCGGGGCCGGGCUGGUGGCAGGGGGCUGCCUGCUCAGCACCCAGGCCAGCAGCAUCCCCUUCCUCUGCAUCUCCAUGGGCCUCCUCCUGGGGCUGGGGUUCUCGUGCCUGUACCAGGCAGCCGCGGUGAUGAUGGCCAAGCGCUGCGGGCCCCGCCUGGCCUUCUGCAACGCCAUCGCCCGCUCGGGCAUGGGCCUGACCUUCCUGCUCGCGCCCUUCACACAGCUCCUCAUCCAGUCCUACGGCUGGCAAGGUGCUCUGCUCAUUUUUGGAGGCAUCAUGCUGAACCUUGUGCCUUCCAGCAUGCUGCUGUGGCCCGUCAGCACUCAGCCUCCUCCCGGCUCCCCUGCGACGAAGCAACACCGUGGGUCUCUGACAGCAAAGAAGGAUCCAGAAGCCCUUGAGGGAUGCUCAGGUGAAACCACUCACAGGGAGACCCAGCUUCCCAGUGCACAGGAGCUUCCCAGCACAGAGGGACCCCUGAGGUCCCAUGGCAGAGAUGUGUGUGGUUUGGAAAGGCUCGAGAAACCCUCCAGGGCCAGCAGCUCGCCACCAACAGCCCCUGAGGCCAAGGAAAGCUACAAACCCCUUCCCCUGAGCAAGAAAGAACAUUCACAGCCUCUCCUGGACUUCUCCCCACUGAAGGAUCCCAUAUUCUUCAUUUUCACCUGGUCUUUUCUGUUCAGCCACUUGGCCUACUUCGUGCCCAUCUUCCACCUGGUAGCAAGAGCCAAGACACUGGGCAUAAGCAGCAUGGAUGCCUCUUACCUCAUUGCAGUGGCUGGCAUCACAGAGAUGGUCAGCCAGCUGCUCUCGGGCUGGGUUGCCGACAAGAACUGGACCAAGAAGUAUCACUACCAUGUGACUUACCUUGUCCUCAGUGGCAUCACCAACCUGCUCUGUCCUCUGGCCACCACCUUCCCCCUGCUCAUGACCUACACCGUGGCCUUUGCUGUUUUCUCUGGUGGGUUCAUGGCUCUGGUCCUCCCUGUGCUGGUAGAUCUGGUGGGUGUUGAGAAACUCCACAGCUACCUGGGGUUUGCUUCCUUCUUUGCUGGGAUAACAGCUGUGGGAGGACCUCCUCUAGCAGGGUGGCUGUAUGACUACACCCAGACAUAUGCCUGCUCUUUCCUCUUCGCUGGAGCCUGUGCUCUCAUCUCACCUAUCUCUUUCUUCUUUGAGCCUUUGGCCCAGAAAUGGAAGCUAAAAAAAAGCAACCUGAACAACAGCCCCAAGCUUGGCUGAAGCCAUUCUGCAGGGGAAGGUUGAAAGGAUGGUCUUUACUUGCUUCCAUGCUCGGGAGGCGACUGCCAGCACAGCCACAAACAGCCACCGUCAUUAACAGAGGGAUUUGUAGAUGACAGAUUCACAGCUUGUAUAUCUAGCUGGUUUUCCUUCAUGUGUGAUUAAAGCCAUCUAAGAAAUA
This is a messenger RNA of Colius striatus (speckled mousebird), 1901 nucleotides long. It is a transcript of the gene SLC16A4, whose product is annotated as solute carrier family 16 member 4. Gene Ontology annotation, biological process: monocarboxylic acid transport; transmembrane transport. NCBI's taxonomy places the organism in Eukaryota, Metazoa, Chordata, Aves, Coliiformes, Coliidae. Gene Ontology annotation, molecular function: monocarboxylic acid transmembrane transporter activity. The record is from RefSeq and is a predicted model, not a curated record. The transcript is spliced from 9 exons. The coding region runs from base 173 to 1720 and encodes 515 amino acids.